Molecule: messenger RNA, 2076 nt
Organism: Sugiyamaella lignohabitans
Lineage: Eukaryota; Fungi; Ascomycota; Dipodascomycetes; Dipodascales; Trichomonascaceae
Gene: SRP72
Product: Srp72p
Exons: 1
Coding region: 1-2076 (691 amino acids)
Biological process (GO): SRP-dependent cotranslational protein targeting to membrane
Cellular component (GO): signal recognition particle, endoplasmic reticulum targeting
Molecular function (GO): ribosome binding; 7S RNA binding; protein binding
Source: RefSeq, a predicted model, not a curated record
AUGGGCAAAAACCAAUCGCUCGAGGACCUCCUCGACCAGCUGAAAAUCCACUCGAAAUCAGAAGAUCAUGAAAGAGUUCUGGAAUGCGCUGGUAAUAUACUCAAACAGUCUCCAAAUGACAAGAAUGCCUUGCAUUCUAAGCUCGUUACAUUGAUCAAGCUCGACAAGUUUUCUCAGGCUCUCAAGCUUGUUAAAGACAGCCAACAACUGGAAACCAGCUUCCCUGUGGAGUACGCAUAUGUUCUUUACAAGACUGAGAACUUCGAGGAGCUCCAUGAGAAAUUCGACUCUUUCAAAGGAGAUGGCCAGUCUGGCCUUGCAACAAGAGCCAUUCUUCACAUUCUGGCACAGGCCAGAUACCGUCAGGAAGACUUGGCUAAGGCAGAGGAAAUUUACAAAAAGAUUAUCAAGCCUUCUUCGGUUGAUGCUAGCAUAGGCAAUGAGAAGUCUGAUUUGCUUGUCAAUCAAUCAGCAGUGAGUGCGUUACAGGCUGUUUUAGGUACUGGAUCUUCGAAUUCUUCCGUCCCUUCAAACAAAAGAGACUUGUCAUAUGACCAUCUGUUCAACAUUGCAACUGAACAAAUCGGCUUGGGUAACUUUUCUACGUCUUUGGAGCUGCUGCGGGAAGCUCAGUUAGCUUGUAAAGAUGCUCCUUACCUUCAAACUCCUCAAGAAAUCGCCGAGGAAGUGGCUCCAAUUCUCAUCCAAGCCGCUUAUGUGAAUAGCAUUCUAGGUAACAAAACAGAGGCUAAAUCAAUUCUCGAGGAGUCUGUCAAUCUUCAGGGUCUUAGUCCUGGACUUGUAAAACUUAUUGGUACCAAUAACCUCCUAGCCUUGAGGGAUGUUGACGAAGAUGUGACCAUUGAGAAUGAUAUCGACAAAACUGUUACAUCUGCGGAGGCACUUUCUCAGUCUGUCAAUGCAGUCAAGACAGCACUUAAAUCGCUCAUUGAGUUGGAAAAGAGCUCCACAAAUGAUGCUGACAUCAAUGUUCGGAUUAAUAGUCUACAGAAAAGUCUUCUAUCACACAAUAAGCUUAUUUUACAGCUGCGAUCUGGUAGAGAUAUUACGACUCCAGCCAACCAUCUGGUUAGUAAAGACCCCACGAAAGUCGGUGUCAAGUCUUUGUCUUUAUUUGCUAAACUCAGUGAUAGCGAACAAGACAAUACUGGAGUCGUUUCAAAUGAAAAAUCCACUGUCAAAAAGCUUCGUCAACUUCUUGCACAAUCUUCAGCGCCUUUGACCUUGCCAAUCUCCCUGACUUUGGCUCAGGUUUAUAUCAACAGCAACAAGCUUGACUCGGCGGCUGAAGUGCUCGAAUCGACUUUCAACAACAAUGUUAAACCUGACAAUGUUCAUUAUAAGUCGCCAUAUCUUCCAGGAUUAAUAGGCUCACUUGUAAGCAUCUACACCUUGCAAAACCGACCAAAGGCUGCUGUUGAUCUUAUUGCCGAAUCAUUUAAAUCCUGGUCGUCGUCGUCAUCUUCUAUUGAGACGGAUCUCACCCUUCCAGCUUCAAUUCUUGCCGAGUCUGAUGUUCAUGAAUACCGAUCUUUAGCAUUUGACUACUUCAAAAAUGAAUAUAGUCUGCACCCUGAAUCUGCAUCCAUAUCUGCUGGUCUUUUAAGCACCGGUAACGAGACUGCUGUUGAAAAUUACGAAUCCAUUCUAGGCAAGUCCUCGCUCAUUGCUAUUCAACAACUCACAGAAUCCAUUGAUGUCAAUUCCCUUAAUGAAUCUGGUGUUGCUCCUCUGCUAAAACGUGGUGCCUCAUCUACCUUUACUGAGGCUUCUACGAAACGUCGCAAGGUCACUAAAACCAAACGUCGUUCGAAACUGCCUAAGGAUUAUGAUGCCGCUAAGCAACCUGACCCUGAACGUUGGCUUCCCAAACGUGACCGGAGCACCUGGAAGCCCAAACGAAAAGACAAGCGUAAUGCUAAACAAUCCACGCAAGGUGGUGCUGUCGACAAUACCACUGAAUUGGGUAUCCAAACCCCGACCACUUCAGUUGUCCAGUCCAAGUCUUCCUCUGCUGCCUCUAAAAAUAAAAAGAAGAAGAAGGCUAAGCGUUAA